Molecule: messenger RNA, 1153 nt
Organism: Solanum dulcamara
Lineage: Eukaryota; Viridiplantae; Streptophyta; Magnoliopsida; Solanales; Solanaceae
Product: xyloglucan endotransglucosylase protein 6
Exons: 4
Coding region: 67-957 (296 amino acids)
Biological process (GO): cell wall biogenesis; xyloglucan metabolic process
Cellular component (GO): cell wall; apoplast
Molecular function (GO): xyloglucan:xyloglucosyl transferase activity; hydrolase activity, hydrolyzing O-glycosyl compounds
Source: RefSeq, a predicted model, not a curated record
CUUCAUCAAAGCAGAAGAUUAUUUCAUAAAAUCUGUUUUUUUCUCUAAAAUUCUUCUGAAAAAAAAAUGGUGUCAUUUGGUUGGGUUUUCUUGAUAUUUACUCUGUUGAUGGUGGGGUUGGUUAGCUCUUCAAGAUUUGAAGAGCUGUAUCAGCCCAGCUGGGCUUUUGACCAUUUGACAACUGAAGGAGAAAUUCUCAGGAUGAAAUUGGACCAUCUUUCUGGUACUGGGUUUCAAUCAAAGAGCAAAUAUAUGUUUGGGAAAGUUACUAUUCAGAUCAAGCUUGUUGAGGGUGACUCUGCUGGAACUGUCACUGCAUUCUAUAUGUCAUCAGAUGGACCAACCCACAAUGAGUUUGAUUUUGAGUUUCUAGGUAACACAACUGGUGAACCAUACACUGUACAGACCAAUGUUUACGUUAAUGGAGUUGGUAACAGGGAACAAAGAUUGAAACUUUGGUUCGAUCCAUCUAAGGAUUUCCACUCUUAUUCCAUUAUGUGGAACCAGCGCCAAGUUGUAUUCUUGGUAGAUGAGACCCCAGUUCGUGUGCACUCGAAUUUGGAGCACAGAGGGAUUCCAUUCCCCAGGGAUCAACCAAUGGGUGUGUACAGUUCGAUAUGGAAUGCGGAUGAUUGGGCUACUCAAGGCGGGCUUGUCAAGACAGAUUGGUCACACGCGCCCUUUGUGGCAUCCUACAGGGGAUUUGAGAUUAACGGGUGCGUGUGUUCAGCAACUGCUGCAGCUGCUGAGAAUACUCGGCGGUGCAGCAGUAACGGUCAAAAGAGGUAUUGGUGGGAUGAACCUAUUAUGUCCGAAUUGAACUUGCACCAGAGCCACCAGCUGAUUUGGGUGAGGGCGAACCAUAUGGUUUAUGAUUAUUGCACAGAUACUGCUAGGUUCCCUGUUGCCCCUGUUGAGUGCCAGCACCACCAGCACAAAAAGACUACUCAUUACUAGCCGGCCACACAUCUUGCUUGGGAAUUGGGGUUCAGUCUUGCAUUGUAUAAAAUAUUAGACUAAAAGAAAAUGACAUGAACUCCAUGUUACAUAUUUUUGGUGCUACUUCAUCUUGUAGUGUGUAAAAAAUUUCAUUCUCUCUUUGUUUAAUGUUUUAUGUUAAUUAUUAUAAUGGAGUAUUUUCAUUUGCUUUCUA